Molecule: messenger RNA, 4773 nt
Organism: Hansenula ciferrii
Lineage: Eukaryota; Fungi; Ascomycota; Saccharomycetes; Phaffomycetales; Wickerhamomycetaceae
Gene: DNF3
Product: aminophospholipid-translocating P4-type ATPase DNF3
Exons: 1
Coding region: 1-4773 (1590 amino acids)
Biological process (GO): endocytic recycling; intracellular protein transport; phospholipid translocation
Cellular component (GO): plasma membrane
Molecular function (GO): ATP binding; ATPase-coupled intramembrane lipid carrier activity; magnesium ion binding
Source: RefSeq, a predicted model, not a curated record
AUGGCUGAUCAGAUACCUAAUAAUCAGAAUCAGGAUCAAAAUCAAAAUCAAAAACCAUCACACAAAAAAAGACAAAGAGGUUAUUCAUUAAGAACUCAACUUUUCAAUAAAACUGUUGAUAAACAACUGCGAUCUGACACAGAAAGUGGUACUCCGGCGGGUCAGUUGGCUGAUAACAUAGAGUUGGUUCAAAUAAAUGAUCAAAAUAAUCAAAAUGGUCCACUUGCAGAAAUUAAUUCAUUAGAUGAACGAGAAGAGAAUGAACAAUCUUCAAACCCAGUCCAUCAAUCAAAUCGUGAAUUCAGAUCAUCUAUUAUAUCAUCAGACAAUGAAGAGCUUCAAGAACCAAAGAAAAUAAGGCAUGAUUCAAGAAAGAAAACUUAUUCUGGUCAAAGAGGUAAAUUAUCCAAAACUUUACAGGAUGUCAAAAAUUUUAUGUUUAAUAUCAGACCAUAUAAAACUUCAAAAAAUGGUCGUAAACUUCCAGUAUCAUUGACCAAAGAUUUCAAUCAUUCAGUUUACCCAACUGUGCAAUCCAAGAAAGGAGACGAAUUAUUACUAGAUGAAAGGUAUAAAAAACCAUAUUUAAACAAUGUCAUCACAUCUGCCAGAUAUUCAAUAUAUACAUUCUUACCGCGUCAAUUAUAUGCCCAAUUUUCCAAAAUUGCAAACCUUUAUUUUCUUACAGUGGCUAUUUUACAAAUGAUUCCUUCUUGGUCGACCACUGGUACUUAUACAACUAUUGUUCCACUCUUAAUUUUCAUCACAAUUUCAAUUGUCAGAGAAGGGUAUGAUGACUGGAGAAGACAUUUACUGGAUAAGAAAGAAAAUAAUCAAUUCUCCAAGAUUGUUCAACAUAAAGAUAGUAAAAGAGCAUUGGGAUAUGGCGAUAAUACGUCAAUUUAUUCACUGUCAAGAACUACAAGUCAUAACUCUGUCUCAAGAUUAGAUCCUGAAGAAUAUGAGUAUGAUCAACCUCGGAAGCAAGAUGCUUUCAACCAGCCAAAUACAUUCACAAGGGACAAUUAUCUCAAACAAUUAGAUAUUUCGGUUAACAAGAUCAAGUGGAAGGAUAUAAAAGUUGGUGACAUUGUUAAAUUAGAACAAGAUGAACCGGUACCAGCUGAUAUCAUAUUAUUGACUUCGGAUGGUGUUAAUGAAAAUGAAGUGUUUGUGGAAACAAUGGAUCUUGAUGGGGAAACAAAUUUGAAAUCAAGGAUACCACAUCGUAAAAUUACAAAUAUCAUGAAUACGGCUAAUGGCUUAAAGAAUUUCCAAGCUGGUGUCACUUUUGAAGAUCCAAAUACAGAUCUUUAUAAUUUUGAAGGUGUUUUAGAGCUUGACGGUAAAACAUAUCCUCUUGGGCCAGAAAAUGUUAUCUAUAGAGGUUCCAUUAUAAGAAAUACAAGUAAUGUUAUUGGUCUUGUUAUAUUCACAGGUGAAGAAUCCAAAAUCAGAAUGAAUGCCAUCAAAAAUCCAAGAAUUAAAGCUCCAAAAUUGCAAAAAUACAUCAAUAUGAUUGUUGGGUUUAUGGUUUUUGUUGUGUUGUCAUUAUCGUUGUUUUCAUUCAUGGCUCAAAGAUUAAACUUGAACAGUCAUUGGGAUACUUCAUGGUAUUUAUACAAUCAAGAAGCAGGUAUUGCACCAACAGUGAUGUCAUUCAUCAUUAUGUAUAAUACAUUGAUUCCUUUAUCGUUGUAUGUCACAACUGAAAUUAUCAAAGCUGUUCAAUCUGGUUUCCUACAUUGGGAUAUUGACAUGUAUCACAAACCUUCCAAUACACCGUGUGAAUCAAGAACUGCUACCAUUUUAGAAGAAUUAGGACAAGUCAGCUAUGUAUUUAGUGACAAAACAGGUACUUUGACUGAUAAUUUAAUGAUUUUUAGAAAGUUUAGUGUUGCGGGUACUUCUUGGACUCACAAAACAGAUUCUUCGGUUUUUGCUAAUAAAGAUAACGGGAAAAUUACUGAUAUAAAUGAAUCAAGUAGUGGUGAUGAUGCUGAUAAUGGAUAUAUUUCUUCAAAGACCAGACCAUCAAUUGAUAUUAGAAAAAGUAAUACAGUUUAUACUGGUAGACCAAGUUUAGCAUCUGCAUUAUCCAAAAGAACAGAAAUCUCAAAAUCAAACGCAGAAACUGGCGAAAAUGAUGCGCAAAAUUUCAAGUCAACUUUAGAUUUACUUGAAUAUAUCCAGGUACACCCAAAUACAUUGUUCUCUAAGAAGGCCAAAUUUUUUAUUCUAUCAUUAGCUUUGUGUCAUUCAUGUUUGCCUAAAUCUAUUUCAGAAGAUGAAGAGGAUAUUGAAUAUCAAGCAUCGUCGCCUGAUGAGUUGGCUUUAGUUGUAGCAGCUAGGGAUAUGGGAUAUGUCGUUUUUGGUAAGAAUCAUAAGGAUUUGGCUAUCAGAACUUAUCCAAAUGGGAUGGAUUCGGAUCCAGUUGACGAGGUUUAUACAAUCACUGAUACUGUGGAAUUUUCAUCAGCUAGAAAGAGAAUGUCUGUCGUGGUUAAGUUUCCAGAUGGGCGUUUAUGUUUGAUUUGUAAAGGUGCUGAUAAUAUUAUCAUGGAAAGAUUAAGAAAUUCUGAGUUGGUUAACCAAAAACAGGCUGAACUUUUCAAGUCCACAUCACAAAGAAAAGCUAACGAAGCCCAAUUGGUGUUGCAGCAGCGUCUAUCACAAGAUAUUCCAAGCUCAAGAAAAUCUUUACAAUUCUCUAGACCUUCAAUUGGUGGGGCCUCAAUAAAUUCCAAUGUUAACUCAAUAGAUGAUUUUUUAUCAAAUAAAAAGAGAGAUGAUGAUGAACUAAGUGAUGUUGUUAGUGAGGCAAGAGAGUCACUCAACUUACAGCAACGUAAGAAAUAUAAUAUUGAUUCCACUGAAAGUUAUAUUGGUAAUGAUAAGUUGGUUUUGAACGAGGAAUACAUCAUUGAAAGAACUUUACAACAUAUAGAAGAAUUUUCAACUGAAGGUCUAAGAACAUUAUUAUACGGUUAUAGAUGGCUAGAUAAGAAUGAAUAUGAAAAAUGGUCUCUCGAAUACGCAAGUGCUAAAACAUCACUGAUUGAUCGAGCAAAUUUGAUUGAAAAGGUGGGUGGUAAGCUAGAGAAUAAUUUAGAGUUGGCAGGUACUACUGCAAUUGAAGAUAAAUUACAAGAUGGUGUUUCAGAUACAAUUGAAAAGUUGAGAAGAGCAGGUAUCAAAUUGUGGAUGUUGACUGGUGAUAAAAGAGAGACUGCUAUUAAUAUUGGUUACUCAUGUAAAUUGAUUAAAGACUACUCUACUGUUGUUAUUUUGGAUUCAAAUGAUGAAGAUGUGAUCACUAAAAUGAAUGCAGCAGAUUUAGAAUUGAAAGCUGGUAAUGUUGCACAUUGUGUGGUUGUUAUUGAUGGUGCUACACUGGCUGAUUUUGAAGCUGAUCCAUCUGUUCUUUCGAUUUUUGUUACAUUAUGUACCAAAACUGACUCAGUGAUCUGCUGCAGAGCUAGUCCUUCCCAAAAGGCCAUGAUGGUUACAAAUAUCCGUAAUUUGAAUAAAAAUUUAGUCACUUUGGCGAUUGGUGAUGGUGCUAAUGAUAUUGCAAUGAUUCAAAGUGCUGAUAUUGGUAUUGGUAUCACUGGUAAAGAAGGUUUACAAGCAGCCAGAAGUUCAGAUUAUUCAAUUGCUCAAUUCAAAUUUUUGCAAAAGUUAUUAUUGGUUCACGGUCGUUAUAAUUAUGUCAGAACUUCCAAGUUUGUUUUAUCAACAUUUUAUAAAGAAUUACUUUUUUACUUGACACAAGCCAUAUUUCAGAGAAAUACAAUGUUCACAGGUACUUCACUGUAUGAACCUUGGUCAUUAUCAAUGUUCAAUACCUUGUUUACUUCAUUACCAGUGUUGUGUAUUGGUAUGUUUGAAAAAGAUUUGAAACCUGCAACCUUAUUAGCUGUCCCUGAAUUAUAUUCAAAAGGGCGUUUGAAUGAAGCUUUCAACUUGAGAAUAUUUAUUGGUUGGAUGGUUGUUGCAGCUUCGACAUCAGUAUUGAUUUGUUUCUCAAGUUGGUAUCUCUGGGGCUACUCUGCAUUAUUAGAUAACUCGUUAUAUCCUUGUGGUGUUUUGACAUUUACAGCCAUUGUCUUUACAAUCAACAUCAAAAUACAAUAUUUGGAACAACAUGAUAGAACUUCAAUGAAUUUAGCUUCCUGUUUGAUUUCGUGUCUUGGUUGGCUAUUAUGGUGUUGUUUGUUACCUGGUUUAUAUAAGCAAGAAACAAGUAAAAUUUAUGAUGUUUUCAAGGGUAUUUAUUGGAAAUUCGGUAAAGAUGUUACCUGGUGGGCAAGUUUAUUGAUCAUUGUUGCAAUGCCAUUAUUGUAUGAUAUUAUCUUGCAAGUGCUGAGAAAUUGGUUUAUGCCAACCGACUCUGAUAUUUUUAGAGUAUUGGAGAAAAACACAGAAAUUCGCAGAAAAAUUGAGUCCGAAGCAUUUGAUCAAAUGAAACAAGGAUGGGUCUGGUCCAAAGAUGAAUCAAGACUGGCUAGAUUUAUGCCUCGCAGAAGACAAAACACCAUUACUUUAGAUACUGAAUUACCACCUGGUACCCCAUCUGAAGCAAAAGCAUCAUCGUAUCUGUAUAAUGACGGUGAGUUCGAAACUGAAGUCUUACCAAGUGGUAAAUUACUCAAGAGACGUUUAGGUGAAUCCAAAACCCGUAAAUUGGGUAAGAGAUUAAGAUUUGUUAAGGAAGAUAACGAUGAAGAUGUUGAUAAGAUCAUUGAAGAAAGAAUGAAAGAUUUGGAAUAG